AUGGCCUCCGAUUCCAAACAAAGUAAGUAUUUAACAGUUUAUUUACAUUAUAAUGGUUUAUUCGCACCAAAACCAUUAGUGUACUUGAACGCUGUUGUUUCAAUCUGUGAUGUCGAUUUUGGUGCAAUGGAUUUCAAAGACUUUAACUUGUUCAUUGCAAAGUUGAUUGAAGGUAGUUGUGAUAAUGUAUAUUAUUGCACUAGAAAUGAACCAUUGGCAGAGGGUAUUAGGAGAAUUACGAAUGAUGCUGACUACUUUGAGUUUAUUGAAACGGGUUAUAGUGAUGAAGCCGGUCUAAGAAUGAAUGUGUAUAUAGACCACGAAAAUGAACCUGUACUUGAUUGGGCUAAUGAUGAAGGGCAUUAUUUCGACGAAGACCUGGAUGAUGAUAAAGAUUCACAACUUUCUGAAGAUAUUCCAUAUGAGCAUGAAGCAGAUGAUUACAUUCCUUCUCUUGACAAGACUAUUGGUGAUGAAUUCUUACAUCGGGUGUCAGGUAUGUGUAAGGAUAUAAAUGAUGAGGCUGAAACUGAUGAGGUUGAAACCAAGAAUGGAGAUGACAAACCAGUGUACCCUAUCCAUAAUGAGAACCAGAAAUGGGACAAAAUGGUGCCAAUUCUAGGUAUGAGAUUCUCUAACCCCAUGGAAUUGAAAAAUUGUUUGACUAACUAUGCAGUGAAGAAUGGGUACAACCUUUAUUUUGAGAAAAAUGAUAGUCAGAGGUUAUUAGUGAGAUGUUGUAAAGAGAACAAGAACCCCUCUUGUCCUUUUAGACUGUGGGCUUCCUGGAUGAGCAGUGAAAGGUCUUUCCAAAUUAAGUCAUUAGUUGAUGAACAUAACUGUUCAAGAGUCUUCAAACUUGGUUCCAUUGUAACAUAUAAAUGGAUUGGAAUGCAUUUUAAGAAUCAACUUCUGAAGAACCCUAAAAUGAGCAUAAGGAAAAUGAAGGCCAAAGUGAGUACAAAGUUUAACUUGAUUGUUAGUGUCACUCAAUGUAGAAAUGCUAGGAGAUAUGCUUUGGAUGAGAUAGAGGGUAGUUUGAUAGAACAUUAUGGUAAAGUAUGGAGUUAUGGAGAAGAAAUAAUGAGGACAAAUCCUAGUUCAACAGUAAAGAUAAAUGUGAAUGUCAUGCCUGAUUCCACAACCUACCUUUCUAAAAUGUAUGUUUGUUUUAAGGGUGUGAAGGAUGGUUGGAUUGCAGCAUGUAGGAGGGGUAAUAGGGGUAGGAGGGGUAUAUGUAGAGGCCAACUGUUAGCAGCUAUGGGUAGGGAUGCAAACAACCACAUCUUCCCUAUUGCAUGGGCUGUGGUGGAAGUUGAAAAUAAGGAAACAUGGAAGUGGUUUCUUGACCUCCUUCUGGAUGACAUUGAAAUGGGAAUUGGUCAUGGAUUGACCCUCAUAUCAGACCAACACAAGGGAUUAAUAGAGGCUGUCAAAGAAAGGGUUCCAGCAGCAGAGCAUAGACAAUGUGCUAGGCACAUCUAUGCUAACUUCAAGAAAAGUUUCAAAGGUGAACAAUAUAGGAAGUUGUUUUGGGCAGCAGCUGCUAGUACUACUCAACCAAAAUUUGAGGCAGAAAUGAAUUCCAUAAAAAAAUUGAUCCUUUGGCUUAUGAACACCUCAUGGAAAGGGACCCUAAAAGUUGGUGCAGGGCAUUCUUUGAAGUGGACAGGGCUUGUGAUGCUUAUGAGAAUGGCAUAUCAGAAAGUUUCAACUCUAUUUUGGGGUGUUAUACCAUCUGGGAUACAACAAUAUGAAGUUAGGAUUGGAAAUGAUGGAUAUGCUGUGGACCUUAACAACAACACAUGUGGAUGUAGAUCUUGGCAAGUAUCAGGUAUCCCAUGUGUGCAUGCAGUGGCAGCCAUUUCAUACCUUAACAGGAAUGUAGAGGAUUAUGUUGCACCAUGGUUCCAUACAGCCAUGUUCUUGACUUGUUACAACCAUACCAUUAACCCACUUAAUGGUAGUUCCAUGUGGCCUGAAGCUCCCUACAUGAAGCCAUUGCCUCCUCAAAAAAGAAGGUUACCAGGAAGGCCAACCCUUAAAAGGAAAAAAGAUCAAUCUGAGAUGGAAAGCAAGGGGAAAACAAGGCAUACUAUCUCAAAAGCAGGUUCAGUUAAUAGAUGCAGUAUUUGUAGAGAAAGGGGCCACAAUAGAUCAACAUGUCCUACUAGACCAGCAGAUGUAGCAUCCACUUCAAGGCCAAAAAACAAGAAACCUAAAAAAUGUAAAAAAGAGAAAGGUAAAGUGGAACCAAUUCAAGUGGAUCCAGUUCAAGCAGAUCUAGUGGAUCCAGUUCAAGUACCAGCUCUACAGGUUGAUCCAGUUCAAGCAGAUCCAGUAGAUCCAGUUGAUGUACCAGCUCCACAUGUUGAACCAGUUCAAGUAGAUGAUCCACAUCCAGAUGUUGAUGUCCCUGCUCAACCAGUUGCAACUAGGUAGAGGAUACGAAAAUACUCAGAAAGAAUUACCAAGAUAGGGUUGAGGAAGAAGGUUUUGAAGAAAGAAGGAAGCACUGGACACAACCCAAUGGUGUUGGAAUGAUUUUAUUUGGAAAGACAAACUUUUAGUCUUAUAAAUAUGUAAUUGGGAUAUUAGGACAACUGUGGGCACAUGGCACAUCUUUUGACAUAUUAGGACAACUGUGGGCACAACUUUUGUAAUAGUGCACAUGAUGAUGGAAU
Lactuca saligna is the source of this 2684-nucleotide messenger RNA. Lineage: Eukaryota; Viridiplantae; Streptophyta; Magnoliopsida; Asterales; Asteraceae. The record is from the annotation of a GenBank genome assembly.